UGUUGAAAGGCUACUUUAAUCAGUCUUAAGAAUUGUAGAGAUUGUGUUAAUAUGUACAUAUUUACAGAGCUUAAAAUAAUGACCCAUUUCUUAAUAACUAAGUUACAAUAUAUUUAUUACUUAUAUUACUAAGUUAUAGCAAAUCGGAUACCAUUUUACGAAGCCGUGGUCUCUUUGUGAAUGAAUCUGAACAAAGUUUCAUUUAACUAAAUGGUACUUGGAAAAAUACAAAAUAACAUUUUAUGCAUUAUUCGAUUAAGUUAUUUUAUUCUAUUUCAGCCGUAAACAAUAAGAAGUACCUACAGUAUUGUUGUAAUUAUAGUAUAGUUUUGAUUCAGGUACACAUUAUCGAUAUGAGGUGCUGGCGAACAAAACGGUUUAAUUACAUAAUAUUAAUUGUCAAUUACUGAAAUGAAUAACAAAUCUAUUUUCUUUUUCAUACGCUAGUUAAUAAGGCUUUGAAAAGCCGGAGUCUCAUUACAGUAUUCUUAAUUUAUAACAAAUUCUUAGUGAAGCACAUUUCAAAGUGUCAGUAGUGACUCCAGUUUCAUUAGUGCAUUAUUUAAUAUUGCAAAAUUAUCAUUGCUUUGGUUUAGUUAGCUCAGCAUAAUCAUUAUUUCGAUCAAAUUAGCUGAACAUCAUCAUUACUUUGGUUGAGUUGACUAAGAAUAAUCAUUAGGUAGUUUGGUUCAGUCAGCUGAGCUGAGCCCAUAUUAGUUGUUUGAGUUGGCUAAGAACUUAUUUUAACUUCGGUAACAUUAGCUAGGUAUAAUAAUCAUUAUUUUGGUUAAGUUAGCUGAGAAUAAAAUCAUUAGUUGAGUUGGGUAAGAAUACUAAUUACUUUGGUUCAAUCAACUAAGCAUUAUCAUCACUUUGGUUCAGUUUGGUUAUUAAUUGGGAAUAAUAAUUCCUUUGGUUAUAUUAGAUAUUUUGCCCCCCUUUUUUUGGUUAUUUCAACCUACCGCUGCCCCCGCACUCUGGUGGCGUCCGUGAACCGUAUGGUGCACAUCUGGACGCCCAUGUUGGGACGCAAGAAGUCGGACAGAGUGGCGGCCGGCGCCGGACGAUCGAACGGGAAUCCCAUCGGACGCCGGUCCGGAUAUUUCCGGUCGCGGAUGCCGCAGUAAGAUGCCGCGUCGUUGCAAGUGCCGACUGUGUCUUGUUGUACCCGGUCCUGGUUCCAGUCGGUGACCAUGAGAUAGAGCACGACGGGGUACCCCUGCGCGGUGCCCUUGGGCAGCAGCAUGUGGUGCGGCCACCCGCAGCCGCAGAAGUCGAACUCCGCGGAGGCGGCGUCGCCGGGCUGGCCGGGCCGCGCCGCCUGGCUGCGGAACGUGCGCUCGUACGGGAUCGUCACCGACGACUCCGUCGAUGAGCGACGGAUCGUGUUGCUGCCGGCGUUCAAUGGCUGCGAGAACUUGUCGAGUUCGAUCAUCAAACGGCGCUGGUCCUCGAAGGGGAGUGGCUUGCCACUCUCGUCCACAGUUGGUGCUAUGAACACGCGGAACGUGCCCAUCGUCGCCUGACCGCUGGAGUUGUCCACUUCAAACACGUAUUGGAACUCCUCGUGCUGCAGAUGCGUGAAGCGGGCCAGCACGCUGCCGCGCGGCGUGAAGUCGAGCCCGCGCGACAACUCCACCGUGCUCUGCUCCCACUGCGUGCCCAGCGUGUUGUUGCCCGCUGCCCCCUGCACGCCUACCGACGACACGCGGAUGCCGGGGAAGUCCAGCCUGUCAGCGGGAUAAGGUGGUAGUUUUGACUUGUACAAGUUGAAGAUGUCGUCGAUGUAGGAAUGCCAGCGGUAGAACACGGGGUCGCGCAUUGCAGUCGCCGAGUCACCCAUCACACCGAAUUGUUCCAAGUGCCUGUGGUCCGGAUCGUGCGCGUAGGAGAUGAACACGUGGCCCAUGUUGUGCAGAUCGCCGUAGUAGCCGCGGUUGCGGCUCAGGAUCGACGACUCCAUCAGGUUGCCGAGUACGUCGAUACCCGUCUCCUCUGUGAGGGGCAUCGUCGAGUUGUUCGGCAUGAGGACGGCGUUGUUCUCGAUGGCCUGCAGGAAGCGGUCGCGCCAGGUCUCCAGCUGGGACACGUCGGCGCGGAUCUGGUCCACGGGCCGGUCCAGGUCUCUGAUCACCGAACUAGCGAACCUUGGUGGCCAAGUUCUACUGGCGACGUUGGAGUCCAGCUUGGGGAAGUACCCCUCAGCGAUGGGCGCGCGGAAGUCGUUGUAUCUCGUCACACGACCCAGGUUAUUGCACAACCGCUCAGCGUUAUAUCUGGCUAUGAUCUGUUGAUGCAUGUAGUAGAACAGCUCUCCCCUGCGGUCCUUGUUAACGACAUCGAAGGCUGCGUCGAAUGGGUACACCAGAUGCCAGUGCCAGUGAUGCAGGUUGAUGCCGAUAUCCUCGCGGAAGUAUGCCACACGUUGCUCUGGCUCCGAGUCAGCGGCGGUCAGGCUCGACGGGAUUAUUACUGGCAUCCUGUUCCCGGAGGUGACAACGUUGGUGACCUCCCUUGCUCGCCGGAAUACCUUCGGGUCCAUGAACUUGUCUGGGAAGGACUCCACGAAUGUCGGAAUGUUCAGACCCUUCGUAUCAUCCCUGUGCAACAUGGCAACGGAGAGGCAAUAGUUGAACAUAUAGGGAUUGAUGCGCAACUGGCAGUACGAGCAGACCGACAUCAGGUCGUCCACGUCACGCAUACCUAAGAAGAUGUCGAUGAGUUUGCCGGACAACUUGCGGUGCUGUGGCACGAACAGCGAGAAUUGCUCGUUGUACGGCAGCUGCAUGGGCAGGGAGAGGUUGGGCAGAGCGAUGUUCCGGAUGGGGAUCGUACGAGUGGCUUCCGACCCAAAUCGGUUGGAUAGUGUCGAGCUCAGGCUCUUGUAUUUUUCUGGGUAAUAAUGGUCAGGUACUUCGAAGACCGCCUUCUCAUCGCCCUUCUGCAUGAAGCAGGGCUCCGUAGGCCGGUCGAAGAACAACAGCAGAUUGUUUCGGUCACCCAUCUUGUAAGCACAAGAUUUAACUGGUCUUCAAUAAAAAUAAAUUAACUUGAAACUUAUUUAUGGGUACCUAUCUAACUAUAUAGAAUAGAUACUUCAGCAGAAACUUAUUAUUAUGUUUCAAGCCGUGCACUACGGCUUGAGUAUGGAAACUUGGAAAUUUAAAAGGGUAUUUAUAGUGAAGAAGGCGGGCGGACCGGGCGCAAAAAGCGCGGCGCGGCGCGGCGUGUGCAGCGCGUCG
This is a messenger RNA of Chilo suppressalis (striped riceborer), 3242 nucleotides long. NCBI's taxonomy places the organism in Eukaryota, Metazoa, Arthropoda, Insecta, Lepidoptera, Crambidae. The record is from the annotation of a GenBank genome assembly.